Rhinopithecus roxellana (golden snub-nosed monkey) is the source of this 1694-nucleotide messenger RNA. RefSeq names its product REX4 homolog, 3'-5' exonuclease (gene REXO4). Gene Ontology annotation, biological process: DNA catabolic process; rRNA processing. NCBI's taxonomy places the organism in Eukaryota, Metazoa, Chordata, Mammalia, Primates, Cercopithecidae. Gene Ontology annotation, cellular component: nucleus. Gene Ontology annotation, molecular function: nucleic acid binding; 3'-5' exonuclease activity. The record is from RefSeq and is a predicted model, not a curated record. The transcript is spliced from 8 exons. Bases 250 to 1518 code for a protein of 422 amino acids.
GGAACCAGAGGCGGGGGCCCGGUUUCCAGCCGGUUGCGGAGAGACAAGCACUUCCGGGGACUGAAGCGUGCGCGCUGAGGCAUGCUGGACGUGUGCGGGGUCUCUUCCGGAGUCUUUUCCUGGGCCAGGUCGCUGAGGUGAGUGUGUUUCGGCCUGGCCUGGGCAGGCCCUUGUGCUGCCGCGGCGCCGGGCCCGGGGAGGCCGGGGUGUCGGGCGGCCGCCGGCCCAGGCGCUGGACCGCGCAGCAGGAUGGUGAAGGCGAAGGUCCCCGCCUCCAAGCGCGCCGCGAGCAGCCCCGUGGCUAAGCCGGGUCCUGUCAAGACGCUCACUCGGAAGAAAAACAGGAAGAAAAAAAGGUUUUGGAACAGCAAGGCGCAGGAAGUAAGCAAGAAGUCAGGAGGCGGCCCUGGUGUUGUGGUGCGACCUCCAAAGGCACCAGAAGACUUUUCUCAAAACUGGAAGGCGCUGCAAGAGUGGCUGCUGAAACAAAAAUCUCAGGCCCCAGAAAAGCCUCUUGUCAUCUCUCAGAUGGGUUCCAAAAAGAAGCCCAAAAUUAUCCAGCAAAACAAAAAAGAGACCUCACCUCAAGUGAAGGGAGAGGAGAUGCCGGCAGGAAAAGACCAAGAGGCCAGCAGGGGCUCUGUUCCUUCAGGCUCCAAGAUGGACAGGAAGGCGCCAGUACCUCGCAGCAAGGCCAGUGGAGCAGAGCACAAUAAGAAAGGAACCAAGGAAAAGACAAAUGGUGAUAUUGUUCCAGAAUGGGGGGACAUCAAGCAUAAGAAGCGGAAAGCUAAGGAGGCAGCCCCGGCCCCACCCACCGAGGAAGACAUCUGGUUUGACGACGUGGACCCGGCGGAUAUCGAAGCUGCCAUAGGUCCAGAGGCGGCCAAGAUAGCGAGGAAACAGUUGGGUCAGAGCGAGGGCAGCGUCAGCCUCAGCCUCGUGAAAGAGCAGGCCUUCGGCGGCCUGACAAGAGCCUUAGCCUUGGACUGUGAGAUGGUGGGCGUGGGCCCUAAGGGGGAGGACAGCGUGGCCGCCCGUGUGUCCAUCGUGAACCGGUAUGGGAAGUGCGUUUAUGAUAAGUACAUCAAACCAACUGAGCCCGUGACGGACUAUAGGACAGCGGUCAGUGGGAUUCGGCCUGAGAACCUCAAGCAGGGAGAACAGCUUGAAGUUGUUCAGAAGGAAGUGGCAGAGAUGCUGAAGGGCAGAAUUCUAGUAGGACACGCUCUGCAUAAUGACCUGAAGGUACUGUUUCUUGAUCAUCCAAAAAAGAAAAUUCGAGACACACAGAAAUAUAAACCUUUCAAGAGUCAAGUAAAGAGUGGAAGGCCAUCUCUGCGACUACUUUCAGAGAAGAUCCUUGGGCUCCAGGUCCAGCAGGCAGAGCACUGUUCGAUUCAGGAUGCCCAGGCAGCAAUGAGGCUGUACGUCAUGGUGAAGAAGGAGUGGGAGAGCAUGGCCCGAGACAGGCGUCCCCUGCUGACCGCUCCAGACCACUGCAGUGACGACACCUAGCAGCCCUGCCCUGCUGCUGCUGCUGCCCCCCUACAGAGGCAAUGUGACCAGUCACAGGGACAGAUCACAUCUCCCCACAGUGUCUACUCUGGUGAAACCUUUUCAGAAUCAUGGCAGGGGGCAUGGCAUGGUGUUACUGAGAAUGUCCUCCUUCCUCUUGACUUCGUGGUCUGAAA